GGCCGAGGACACCGCAGUCAUCGAGAGCGAGAUGGAGACCGCAAUGACCGUGGAGAACGGCGACACCACCGAGACGAACGAGAUGACCGGCGCGAGCAUUCCGGCCGGGACAGGGAACAUCGUGGUCACGAGCGGGGGGAGAGGGACUCGUACGGCCGGGACAGGGAUGACAGGGGAGGUGGUGGAGGAGGGUACAGGGAUGACGGGCGGCGAAGGCGGAGGGAAGACGAUGAUGGAGGUUAUGCGGAGCCGAUGGGCGGUCCGCCAGCCAGGCGGAUGAGGUACGAUGAGGAAUCGUUCGCCCAGCCUAUGCGCGGAGACUAUCAGCCCCGUCGAGACGACAGGGGCGGUGGCGGAGACUGGCGAGGCGGUGGAGGAGGUGGAAGGGGCGGAGGAGGAGGUUACCGCGGUGGACGGGGUAGGAGGGAAGAGUCACCCAGAGAUCCUACCCCUCCAGGCACGGUACCCCUCGAAAGUCGGCAUAUCGAGAAGUCGCUCUGGGAUCUCCGGCCGCCCAUGUUCGAGGGAUUGGGCGCGAUGGAAGCCAAGAUGACCGGGAUGUUCUCGUAUGGCCCAGGUCGUGUACCUCCCCCUGCCCACCUCGGUAUCCCACCUGCACUCAUUGCCGGCUCGUUCGCCCCCGGAAACGUCGUCAACUCUGUUCGACAAGCCAAGCGGAUCUAUAUUGGCAACAUUACCGAUGCGCACACGGAAGAAGUCCUCCGAAACCACUUCACUAAGCUCAUGAAGGAGAACAACCUGGCAGCUGGGGCUUUGGGGGGUGACAUCGUCCAGGAAGUUGGUAUUGACGAGGAGAAGCGAUUUGCAUUCAUCGAAUUCCGGACACCCGACGAAGCUACAGGAGCGAUGCAAUUCGACGGCGAAACGAUUGCCGAUGUCAAAAUCACUGUCAAGCCGCCAAAGGACUAUAUCGGGAUCGAUACUGCGCUCGGCACCAUGGCGGGAGGUGUAGGAAUGACGGUCUCGGAAAGCCCGAACAAACUCUUCAUCGGCGGUCUUCCCACAUACCUGAACGACGAGCAGGUGAUGGAGCUCAUGAAGAGCUUUGGGGAGUUGAAGAGCUUCAAUCUGGUCAAGGACGGUACUGCGUCCAAGGGCUUUGCCUUUGCCGAAUACGUUGACACCCCUACCACCGACAUGGCCAUCGCCGGUCUCCACAACUUCCAGCUCGGCGAUCGUACUCUCGUCGUCCAGCGGGCCGAGAUGGGCCGCAACACCGGUGCCUCCGGGAUGGGCAUGGUCGCGCAUGCGAUUCUCGCCCAGGCUUCCAACCCCGAAGCCGCCGGUCCCACCUCCCGCGUCAUGCUCCUCCUCAACAUGGUCACUUCCGACGAACUGUAUGACGACCAGGACUACCAAGAUAUCCUCGAAGACAUCAACGAGGAGUGCGGCAAGUACGGCGAGAUCGAGGGCGUGCGCGUGCCGAGGCCGGUACCGAAGGACAAGACGUGGAGUGCCAAUGAUAGUGCGGCGCAGACGGAGGCGAGGGCAAAGAGGAUCGACGAACAUCAUGGUGUGGGCAGAGUGUAUGUGCUGUACAAGGAAGUGGCCAGUGCUGGGAAGGCAAUGAAGGCGUUGGGCGGGAGACAGUUUGCGGGGCGGACGAUUCUGACGGCAAGUGUGCCAGAGGAAGAGGCGGCGGCCCCACCACCACCGGCACGUGAACCAACAAAAGAAGAAAUGGACAAGGCAGCGGCGGAUGCGCUGAAUGACAUCAUGGGUGGGUUGGUGUAG
This is a messenger RNA of Dioszegia hungarica, 1755 nucleotides long. RefSeq names its product putative splicing factor. The record is from RefSeq and is a predicted model, not a curated record. The transcript has 6 exons. Lineage: Eukaryota; Fungi; Basidiomycota; Tremellomycetes; Tremellales; Bulleribasidiaceae. Gene Ontology annotation, cellular component: nuclear speck; U2-type prespliceosome; commitment complex. Gene Ontology annotation, molecular function: poly-pyrimidine tract binding; pre-mRNA 3'-splice site binding. The annotation marks the transcript as partial.